Molecule: messenger RNA, 3079 nt
Organism: Anguilla anguilla (European eel)
Lineage: Eukaryota; Metazoa; Chordata; Actinopteri; Anguilliformes; Anguillidae
Gene: c1h1orf115
Product: chromosome 1 C1orf115 homolog
Exons: 2
Coding region: 97-582 (161 amino acids)
Source: RefSeq, a predicted model, not a curated record
GCAACGUGGUGUUCAAAGGUCCACUCACACCCACGGCAGUGUCAGCGCUGCUGUGUUCAGUGUUUGCUGUGCUUGGGCAGAACGGGAAGGGGCAACAUGUCAGCAGCACCAGCUGAGCUCACUACUGGGGCUCAGGAGUGUCCCCUGGAAGCAGGGACAGCCAUGACGGAUGAGGCCAUGACGGACGAGGCCAUGACAGACAGCGCCAUGAUGGACGGCAGCGGCUCGGGGUCUCACCCACCCCUGCAGUCUGAGAGCGCAGCCGGGCCAGGACUCAACUGGAAACAGCAGCAGGCCAAGAGAAAGGCAAAGGAAAGGUGUUCAAAGAAAGUUCAUGUGGCCUUUCUGCCAGAACGGUACGAGCCCCUGAUAGAGGAAGACGAUAUCAAGGAAAGUGCAAAAGAGGACAGGAAACAGAAAAGGAAAGAAAAGUAUAAAAAGUACAGAAAGAACGUGGGAAAGGCCUUGCGGUUCAGCUGGAAGUGCCUGGUAGCAGGACUGCAAAUCUUCACUGCAGCCUACUCAGCACCUGUCUCCGCAGCUACUGUCCUGAUGACCAACUCAUACAGAACCAGGACCUGAUCCAUUGUCCUGAUGACCAACUCCCACAGAACCAGGACCUGAUCCACUGCGCUAACGACAAAGUCCCACAGAACCAGGACCUGAUCCACUAUCCUCAUGACCAACUCAUACAGAACCAGGACCUGAUCCACUAUCCUCAUGACCAACUCAUACUGAACCAGGACCUGAUCCACUAUCCUCAUGACCAACUCAUACAGAACCAGGACCUGAUCCACUGUCCUCAUGACCAAUUCCCACAGAACCAGGACCUGAUCCACUGUCCAAAUGACCAACUCAUACAGCAGCAGGACCUGAUCCACUGUCCAAAUGACAAACUCAUACAGAACCAGGACCUGAUCCACUGUCCUCAUGACCAACUCCCACAGAACCAGGACCUGAUCCACUGUCCAAAUGACCAACUCAUACAGAACCAGGACCUGAUCCACUGUCCAAAUGACAAACUCAUACAGAACCAGGACCUGAUCCACUGUCCUCAUGACCAACUCCCACAGAACCAGGACCUGAUCCACUGUCCAAAUGACCAACUCAUACAGAACCAGGACCUGAUCCACUGUCCAAAUGACCAACUCCCACAGAACCAAGACCUGAUCCACGGUCCUCCUGACCAACUCCCACAGAACCAGGACCUGAUCGACUGUCUUCAUGACAAACUCCCACAGAACCAGGACCUGAUCCACUUUCCUCAGGACCAACUCAUAAAGAACCAGGACCUAAUCCUGAUUUAGUCUGGUGGGAUCAUGUGACUGAUCUGGUGGGAUCAUGUGGCUGAUCUGAUGGGAUCAUGUGACUGAUUGUUACUUCAUCUCAUAUAUUCUACAACCCAUUACAUCAGUAUUUGAAGGGUAUAAAUGACAGUGGAAAUAAUGUAUAUAUUUUAUUCAUAUUUCAUUCAUGACAUUAAUUUGGAUAUGUUAAUUUAUUUUUUGGUUCACUGUAUCAUAUCUGACCACAUAUGAACAUAGUGCUUUAUCUGAAAAUACGUGCUUACAUCCAUAAUAUAUUUAUUCAGACAUUAAUGAAGUCCACUAUUCCCAGUGCCAGUUCCACUGAGUGUGUGACUUUGUUGUGUAAUAUGUCAUCUGUCUUUGAAAAAGAAUAAUCAUGAUUUGUUGUACUUUUAUGUACACCAUCUAUAUAGAUGUGUACGUGUGAAGUCAAAAUAUGAAGCGUAGUUGUGCAUAUUGAAAAUGUGUAGUGUAUAUGUGUGUAGUUAAAAUGUUUGCAAAAAUCAUUUUUAAACAUCUAUUUGAAGAUUUUCUAGUUCGCCAAAUACCCCAAUGAUUCCAGAAAAGCAGAAGACAGGGUAUUGUUUGAGUAUGUGUACCACUACAGAUGCAUGAUGGGAAUGGAAGGACAAAGCAUUGGCACAGAAAGGUGAUGCAUUAAUUACUCUGUGUAGAGGCCAACUGUAUACAGGCUGACUCAUCACUCUAAAUAAUUACUCUGUGUAGAGGCCAACUGUAUACGGGCUGACUCAUCACUCUAAAUAAUUACUCUGUGUAGAGGCCAACUGUAUACAGGCUGACUCGUCACUAUAAAUAAUGAAUUACUCUGUGUAGAGGCCAACUGUAUACAGGCUGACUCAUCACUCUAAAUAAUUACUCCGUGUAGAGGCCAACUGUAUACAGGGUGACUUGUCACUCUAAAUAAUGAAUUACUCUGUGUAAAGGCCAACUGUAUACAGGGUGACAUCACUCUAAAUAAUUACUCUGUGUAGAGGCCAACUGUAUACAGGGUGACUCAUCACUCUAAAUAAUUACUCUGUGUAGAGGCCAACUGUAUACAGGCUGACUCAUCACUAUAAAUAAUUACUCUGUGUAGAGGCCAACUGUAUGCAGGCUGACUCAUGACUCUAAAUAAUUACUCUGUGUAGAGGCCAACUGUAUACAGGCUGACUCAUCACUCCAAAUAAUUACUCUGUGUAGAGGCCAACUGUAUACAGGCUGACAGUUGUUGAAGAGGAGUAUAUGAAAUGAAGGACUGAGUGAAGUAGAGAGUUUAUAGAGGUGUGUAGUGCAGAUGUGUGUAGUGAAAAUGCGUAGGCCAGUAAAGAUGCACGACAGGUUUAACAGGAAUCAUUGGUUUUACUGAUAUUACUAUUACCCAAGAAAGUAACAGAAAACACCCCUUGUUGUUAUGCAGCAAGCUAACAAGGAACAGCUGUGUGUCAGGCAUGCACUGUUAGAAGUUUCUCACUGCCGGUGAGCUGGACACAGUGCAAAAAGCUGACAAUUUUUAAAGCAUGUCUCAUCCACUCAAAAAGGUCUUUUGCCAGAUGUUUUUUUUUUUUUAAGAUCAUCUUUGUUUCCCUCAAGAGGUGAAGAUGGAGGUUAUGAGGUCACUGUGGUCUGUCUGUCAGUGAACAUAUUUAUAGAAGAGCUGAGCAGAUUUUAUUAAGGCUUUGGGACAAAGUCACAUGGAAACAUGUAGUAGGUAUAUAGAAAAAAAAAUUAAAUGGAAACAUGUAGUAGGUAUAAAAUAAAAAUAUUAAAUGUUA